AAUUCUCUCAUCUUCUCCUCUUCCCCUUCAUCAUCUUUCUUUCCCUUUUCCUUUCUUUUCUUUUCUUUUCUCUUCUUUUCUCUUCUUUUCUCUUUGCCUCUGGUAUCCCCCAACUGCAUGCGAUUCUCCACCUUCAAAUUUUACUUUAUCAAAAGCUAAAAGAUCAAUCCCUCCAUGGAUUUCUCUUCUGUUCCACUCUAUUUAGAUCCUCCCCCCAAUUGGCAUCAGCAAUCAAAUCAUCAUCAUCAUCAUCUUCAGAUACCCAAUAAUGGAUCUCCUCACCAUCUGCAACCCUCAUCCACUGCGCUUCCGUCUCAUGUCGGUGCCACCGGGAUUGGCUCGAUCCGCCGUGGUUCGAUGGUCGACCGAGCUCGGCUAGCUAACAUACCACUACCUGAGACUGCCCUCAAAUGUCCUCGAUGUGAUUCCUCCAACACCAAGUUCUGUUACUUCAACAACUAUAGCCUCUCUCAGCCUCGCCACUUUUGCAAGACCUGUCGUCGAUACUGGACUCGUGGUGGCGCUCUUCGAAACGUUCCGGUUGGAGGUGGUUGUCGUCGGAAUAAAAAGAAUAAAAGUAGACGCUCAAAAUCUCCGGCCACCGGGAACGAAACAAGUAACAAUAACAAUUCGAACUCACCCACCAAUACAAUUCCCUUGCAUAGUAGCAACGCUGAGAAUAUUAUUGGUCAGUUACAGCCUCAAAAUCCUCAUCUUUCAUUCAUGGCUACGUUGAACAAUUUCUCUCGUUAUGGAACCGCCAAUUUAGGGUUGAGUUUCAAUGAGAUCCAAACUCAAGCUGGAGACAUCGGAAACAGCACCCUUCUAAAUCAUCACUGGCGCAAUUCCCAAAGCUUUCCUCUUUCAGCUGACCUAGAAACGCCGACAGGGUUGUACCCAUUUCAAAUUAGUGAAGGCGGCAGCAACGCAACAAAUUCAAUUCUAAAUCCAAAUUCAAGAGCAACCCAUUUGCCUCCAGUGAAGAUUGAAGAAACCCAAGUGCUGAAUUUGUUGAAAUCAUCAAAUUUGGGUGUCAACAAUUCGGACAAUAAUCAAUUUUGGAACGGUGGAAAUGGGUGGACAGAUCUUUCGGGUAUCAGUUCUUCGUCAAGUGGCCAUAUUUCUUGUGACUUCAAUCAUUGAAACCCCAAUUGAUCAUCUUCAAAAUGGUGUCUCCCACAGCUUUGUUGUAAGUUUCAUUUCUAUCAACUUAUUAAGAUUUAAGUGGUCAAGUGAUUUGAAGUAAGAAACAAGUAAGAGCAUCACUUGAUGAGUUAAAUCUUUUAUUAAGCUACUUAGGGUUUAUAGAAAUUACUCAUAACAAAAAUAUCCAGGCACUCGUCUACCUCUCUUCAGCCUCUCAAUGAUCCUGCAUGAUAUAGUUGAAGAACUGAGGAAAAAUGUGGCAGUCUGCUUCUCUCUCUCUUUAUUUUAUACAAAAAGAUUGUGCUUUGUAGAAAUAUUUGUUUAAAUUUCGCUUCAAUUUCUUUUGAGAAUCUGUGUGAUUAUGAUCUGGGUAUGUUUUUGUUAAGGUACUGAAAUCGAUCGAGUUGGAUCGAACCAAAGAAUGUUUUUUUGUUUGUAUUGAA
Cucurbita maxima (winter squash) is the source of this 1589-nucleotide messenger RNA. RefSeq names its product dof zinc finger protein DOF3.6-like. The transcript has 2 exons. Gene Ontology annotation, biological process: regulation of DNA-templated transcription. NCBI's taxonomy places the organism in Eukaryota, Viridiplantae, Streptophyta, Magnoliopsida, Cucurbitales, Cucurbitaceae. The coding region runs from base 175 to 1143 and encodes 322 amino acids. The record is from RefSeq and is a predicted model, not a curated record. Gene Ontology annotation, molecular function: DNA binding; DNA-binding transcription factor activity.